Messenger RNA from Pseudogymnoascus verrucosus, 1171 nucleotides. Its product is annotated as 60S ribosomal subunit assembly/export protein. Gene Ontology annotation, biological process: intracellular mRNA localization; ribosomal large subunit biogenesis. Bases 27 to 701 code for a protein of 224 amino acids. Gene Ontology annotation, cellular component: preribosome, large subunit precursor; nucleolus. Gene Ontology annotation, molecular function: mRNA binding. Lineage: Eukaryota; Fungi; Ascomycota; Leotiomycetes; Thelebolales; Thelebolaceae. The transcript has 2 exons. The record is from RefSeq and is a predicted model, not a curated record.
AAACUUAUCGCGCCCCGCCAAUUUUCAUGCAGCCCAAAAUUAUUUCGGUUUAUCGCCUGUCUUGGAGCUCCAAACAUAAGAUACCCCAUUCUUCAAGCACCAAUUGCAGGACAACCUUUGUAAUGGCGCCAUCCAAGACCUCGACGGUGAAGAACAAGCACGCUUCGAAGCGCAGCGCCAACGGUUCCGGAAUCUCGAACUCGAAGUACUCAACGAGGCCCCAGAAUGACGGCGUGAGCAAGAAGAAGAAGGAAGCGCCGAAGACAGCAAAGGGAACAGGAAAGCCGCGAUUCAAGAAGAGGCGGGUGUACACCGAGAAGGAGCUGAAUAUUCCGGCUCUGAAUAUGAUUACACCCGUGGGCGUUGAGAAGCCGAAGACGGGGAAGAAGGGAAAAGUUUUCAUCGAUGAUAGGGAAUCCAUGCUUACGAUUCUGGCGAUGGUACAUGCCGACAAGGAUGGCCAAAUUGAGUCGAAGAUGAUGAAGGCGCGCCAGAUGGAGGAGAUCCGCGAGGCCCGCAAGGCAGAGCAGGAGAAGAGGAUAGAGAUCCGAAAGGCGAAGUUGGACGAGACCAAAGAUGGCAUGCGCAAGAAGAGGAAGCGUGAGAAGGCGGGUGGUGACGCCAUGGAGGGCGUAGAGACGAAGGAGAGGCUGGGCACGAAACCGCUGAAGGUUAAGAAGAAGAGCGUCAGCUUUGCGUAGACGGAAGCCGAGGCAGACGAAGCAAAGAUGUAGGUUGGGAUAUAGCAUUGUUGGGACACUGUGAAAAUGGGUGGGGAGGCGUUAUUGGCGGGGCUUAUAGGCGUUGUCCUGGAUCAGCUGAAUUGCUGAAACCGAUACCAAAGAAUAUGAAAAUUGGCCUUAUUAUAUUGGGUUCCACCUGUCAUAUGUUGAUAUCAGUGCCCAAGAUCCGUCUAUAGUACAAGUUCGGAGUCAUGGUGUUGGUGGCCCUCUGGCGAAGAUGGAACGUGAUUGGCAUCCAGCGCCAAAGAAAAUUGGCCCUCAUGAUUGAUUAUUGAAAACUCCGUCUAUAUCUAUCUAAUGCACAUCCAAGUUCCACAUGCAAAGGUAUAAAGCGCUCGGAGCAAAACAGUCAAAUCAACUCUAACGCAGUCCAUUCCACGCUAUCGUUUUGGAAGUGGACCUCCUAUCUAUUAUCCCUAAACAGUGAG